Molecule: messenger RNA, 1114 nt
Organism: Cynoglossus semilaevis (tongue sole)
Lineage: Eukaryota; Metazoa; Chordata; Actinopteri; Pleuronectiformes; Cynoglossidae
Gene: ebp
Product: EBP cholestenol delta-isomerase
Exons: 5
Coding region: 121-819 (232 amino acids)
Biological process (GO): cholesterol biosynthetic process
Cellular component (GO): membrane; endoplasmic reticulum
Molecular function (GO): cholestenol delta-isomerase activity; C-8 sterol isomerase activity; steroid Delta-isomerase activity
Source: RefSeq, a predicted model, not a curated record
CCCAGUCAUUGGUCGAUGCAGCAGUUCGCCCUUCCCAUUGCUAUGCUAAAGUCCCUCACUGACUGCUCGGUUAAGAAAAAAGAAUUAGGUUGAGCUGAAAAGUCUGCAGCAGGACAGACCAUGGCCUCCCCCGUCUCCUCCUCUUCACCUCCUCACCCUUUCUGGCCCCGAGACCUUCUCAUCCCAUCUUACAUUGAAAAUGACCGCUCCAUGUCAGAAAUCCUGGUUUUCCUCUUUUCUGUGUCCGGCCUCUUUCUCAUUGUCACUUGGCUGAUCACAGGAUGUAACAGAGCGCUGGGAACAUGGCGGCGUCUGGCCGUGUGCUGGUUUGCUGUCUGUGGCUUCAUUCACUGUGUCAUUGAGGGCUGGUUCUCACUUUACUACGAUGUCAUUCCCGGAGAUCAGAGCUUCUUGUCGCAGCUUUGGAAAGAAUAUGCCAAAGGAGACAGCCGAUAUGUGAUAGCCGACGCUUUUACCACCUGCAUGGAGUCCAUCACAGCUUUGUUCUGGGGCCCACUCAGCUUCUGGACAGUUUACGCCUUUUUAAGAAACCGAUCUUACAGAUUUGUUCUGCAGCUGGUCAUCUCAGUUGGUCAACUGUAUGGAGUCUUGCUCUACUUCUGGAUUGAGCACAGAGACGGUUACAUACACAGCGAAUAUGGACACCCGCUCUAUUUCUACUUCUAUUUUGUGUUCAUGAACAUGCUGUGGGUCAUCAUUCCGGCGCUGCUCGUUGUAGAUGGUUGCUCCCACAUCUCGAUGGCACAGGCGCAUGUGGACAAUGCAGCAAAAGUGACACAAAAGUCCAAGAGGAACUGAAGACACCCGGGAGAAAUGAAAGUCCAUACUGUGUUUGUUUUUUUUAGCCCUAGGAAUUAAAUUUUACAAUUACUGAAAAUCUGUGAAAGUGCUUUCAUUUUAUCAUAUAGAUGAUUUAGGUCCAAGUAUAAGGUAGUUUGUUAAGGAAUAUACAUAUAUAGUAAGUUAUUAUACCUGCCGAAGAGGAAAGUAACAUCGAUUAGCACUAAAUUAUACUAGAAGGAAAAAAGAAGCAUAUGUGUCUUUGUAUCAGUGUGAAUGUCUGUUUGCUUAAUUUUUUUUAAAUCUUACCUGA